AUGUCGACCCUCAAGCGCAAGGCCGGCACGCUGUCGUCCGCGGACAGCAAGAAACCCAAGCAGGACGGCAGUAUCAUGUCCUUCUUCGGCGCCCCGAAACCGGUUGCUAAGGGCUCCGCCGCCGCAGGGAGCGGCAACGGCGCUGUGGCUGCAACCGCCGUCACCGAUGCGCCGGCUCCCAAGUUCGACAAGGAGAAGUGGGUCGCCGGACUGACGGCCGAGCAGAAGGAGCUGCUCCAGCUCGAGAUCGACACCUUGCACGAGAGCUGGCUGGCACACCUCAAGGAUGAGGUCACGAGCAAGGAGUUCCUCGACCUCAAGAGGUUCUUGAACAGGGAAACUAGUGCAGGAAGGAAGUGGUUUCCUCCAAAGGAGGAUGUGUACUCUUGGUCCGUUUCCCAAUCCCACUACCCCAGCGCACUCAAUACGUCCCGCCAUACCCCCUUCAACAACGUCAAAGUCGUCAUCGUCGGCCAAGACCCCUACCACAACCACAACCAAGCCCACGGCCUGGCCUUCUCCGUCCGCCCCCCGACCCCGGCCCCCCCUUCGCUCAAGAACAUGUACAUCGCCCUCAGGAAGGACUACCCGAGCUUCAGCCCGCCUCCCAAGAACGGCGGCCUGCUGACCCCGUGGGCGGACCGCGGCGUGCUCAUGCUCAACACCUGCCUGACGGUCCGCGCGCACGAGGCCAACUCGCACUCGAACCGCGGCUGGGAGCGCUUCACGCAAAAGGUCAUUGACCUCGUCGCGCAGAAACGCUCUCGCGGCGUCGUCUACAUGGCGUGGGGCACGCCCGCCGGCAAGCGCGUCGUCAAGAUUGACGCCAAGAAGCAUCUCAUCCUCAAGAGCGUGCACCCCAGCCCGCUGAGUGCGUCGAGGGGCUUCUUCGACUGCGGACACUUCCGCAAGGCCAACGACUGGCUUGUCGAGCGGUACGGCGCUGGCGCUGAGAUUGACUGGGACCUGAGCGGGGCCAAGAAGGUUGAGGCCCCGGCCCCGGCCCCGGUGGAGAAGAAGGAGGAGGACGACGAUGACGAAGUCGACGAGGACGCCAUGGCGGCUAUGGCGGCUGCGGCGGAGGAAGAGGCCGAGACGAAGGUCUCGCCCAAGAAGGAGUAA
Molecule: messenger RNA, 1122 nt
Organism: Colletotrichum gloeosporioides
Lineage: Eukaryota; Fungi; Ascomycota; Sordariomycetes; Glomerellales; Glomerellaceae
Product: Uracil-DNA glycosylase
Exons: 2
Coding region: 1-1122 (373 amino acids)
Biological process (GO): base-excision repair; base-excision repair, AP site formation via deaminated base removal
Cellular component (GO): nucleus; mitochondrion
Molecular function (GO): uracil DNA N-glycosylase activity
Source: RefSeq, a predicted model, not a curated record